Molecule: messenger RNA, 207 nt
Organism: Sphenostylis stenocarpa
Lineage: Eukaryota; Viridiplantae; Streptophyta; Magnoliopsida; Fabales; Fabaceae
Source: the annotation of a GenBank genome assembly
AUGCUGAGUAAGAAAGAGAAGUGGAAGAAGGUUCUAGUUGCUUGGAAUGUGCAUAGGUGUGGAUUCUAUACAUGGCACGGGUUAAGCGUGUGGACCUCGACAGGUGGCGUUAAGAAUGCGGCGCCGCGCAGGGUUUGCGUUGCCUUUCUUAAAACAAAAUUUGAUAUCGGUAGGCUUGCUAAGUGGCGGUUUUGCCUCCGAUUCUAA